AUGGCAAACCAAUCGGUAGGUAACUUAAGUAAGCCGAAAAAUUAUAAAUAUCGCAAAGGACGUUCGGAACCUAACCUCUCACCUCUCGUUCUUCCGCUAGUCAUGCCGGAAGAAACAGCAGUACUAUCGCAUGACCCAGGAGCGUGGCCCGUUGACAUUUCUAGGAAUGAUUCAGACAUCCUCGUCCGAAGAGGACCAAAACAAAUUAUUAUGGACUUUCCGGUGAACAAAAAUGGUCGUCGAUUCACUGUCAACUGUUACCGUAGACGCAUGGCCAAUGGAGAGGAGGUAUCACGUUCUUGGUUGAUUUAUUCAGUAUCAAAAGACGCCAUAUAUUGCUUUUGUUGCAGAAUUUUUAGUAAAGUUAGACUUUCACUGUCUUCUGAAAUAGGCUUUAACGAUUGGAAACAUAUGUCAGAACUUUUAACUGAACACGAAAGGUCCCCAGGGCAUAUGAAGGCUUUUCAGUCUUGGAAGGAAUGUUCCUUGAGGUUGGAAAUGGGAAAAACCAUCGAUGCAGAACAUCAAAAAAUGAUUCAGGCUGAAGUGGGACGAUGGCAAGAGUCCUACUUUAAUGAAAUAAGAAGUGACAAGGGGUUUGAAGAAAUGCUUGUUGAUGCUCGAGAAGUAGCAGAAAGCCUUGAAGUUGAACCAUCAUUCCCUUCUGAACAACAAGUUCGACCAAGGAGAGUCAAGCGCCAAUUUGAUGAUGAGGUACGAGAUGAAGCAGUUGUGGAUCCAAAAGUAAACUUCAGAAGUAAAUGUUACCUCUACAUUUUGGACACAACAAUCGCAUCACUUGAAGAGAGAUUUUCUCAGUUAUCCACCCACAAUGACACGUUUGGAUUUCUUUACAAACUGAAAAGAGAAGACAUCAAUACUCUAAUGACUAAAUGUGCAGACCUGCAGAUAUCUCUAACUGAUGGAGAGCACCGUGAUGUUGAAGGACACCAGAUGUAUCAGGAACUCUUAGUGCUCAAAACAGUUCUACCCGACGAUUGUGGAGAUAAACCAAAGGACAUUUUGAAAUUUAUUUCAUCACAUUCUUUAAGUGAGAACUUUCCAAACGUUUGUGUAGCUCUAAGAAUUCUUAUUUCUCUUCCAGACAUAAAUUGGGAAGAUGUAGAUAUUGAAACAGAGGAACAAGAAAUUUUAGAUAACGGAGAAAAUGAAGCAGUCAUCAAGGAAAGUGGAGAGGCAAAUGUAACAACAUUAGAUGAAGAAGAUACUAUUAUUUUAGAUCCUAGUAAGAAAGGUGAAGAACAAGCACCACACUAUGAGACUAUCGUUAGUAUAGAUAGAGUGAUAGAGGGAGAAGAUGUAGUUUUGGAAAACGGUAGCAAAUAUGUGGAGCAAACGAAUAAUGAGAAUGUAACCAAAAUAAUAGAAAUAGUAGGAAACAAAAGAGAAGAAGAAACGAUUUUCGAGGCUGAUGGGAAAAUUAAAUGUAGCGAGCAACUAAGUGAUGAGACAACUAAAAAAUGUAGCGAGCAAGCAAGCGAUGAAAUAACAGUUAAGGGAGUUGAAACAAUAGAGAAAGAAAUCGUCAAAAAUAACGAUAAAGAAGAGAUAGACGAAGCAAAGGAAAAUAAGAACAUGAUUUUAAAGAAUAAUAAGGAUGCUCUAUUGAUACCCUCCCCUUUUAAAUCUAUUUUGUUUUGGCCAGAUGGAAGUACAAACAAAAAAUCAGGAAGAGUUGUCAAAGAAAAAGUUCCAAGUGUAUGUUCCUCAGAACAGUGGAAAGAAUAUUAUUUGAAAAAGGAAAACGAGAAGACUGAGAAAGAGAAUGCAAUUCUAGAUAGAAAAAAAAAGCGAGAGGAGAAAAAACUUCAACUUCAAGAAGAAAAGGAGAAAAGAUCAGUAAAGAAACUUUAUAGACCUAGUGCAGUUGAAUUUGUGAAGAAGAAUAUUUUUUUAAAUGGAAAAAAUACUGAAGAUAAUUCAGUCGGUGUCGAAAAGAAGGAAACUACUCCAAAAUCUGAAAUUAAUGUGACCGACUACGUUAUAGUUCGCUAUGAGGGUGAAAAAUUCCCGGGAAAGGUCAAGAAAAUUUCAAAUUACAAUGGUUUUUUUGUUAGUGCUAUGGUGGCAAGUGGACUGAAUUAUUGGAAGUGGCCAUCAGAGCCAGACGAACUUUGGUAUUCUGCAGAAGACAUUGUAGAAAAAAUAAAUAUUCCAACACCAAUAAAUAAUAGAGAGUUUAUUAUUGACCGUACUGUUGAUAUUGAAGACGUAAAUUUGUUAACUUCUGAAUAUAGCACAGAUGAAUUUACUUCCCUAAUAUCAUGUAAGCAACCAAAUGAUGAAUCUAAAUAUAAUGAGGUUCCAACAAACUUUAGCUCUGAUAGGCAGAUAAAAUUAUUACUACCUGAAAACAGUACCCACGAUUUUGACAUAAAUAGUAAAGAUGGAGAAAUACCCAUACCCGAAAAUCCUCUGACACCCACUGUACACAAUAAAAUUUUAAAACAAAAAAAUGACUUAAAAAGUCUAGUUCCUUACAGUGAUUCUGAAUCUGAAUUAGAAAUAGAAAAAUUGAAAGUCAAAAGAAAAAAGCGCUGUGAAUACUUUUCAAGUACACUUUAA
This is a messenger RNA of Diabrotica balteata, 2586 nucleotides long. The record is from the annotation of a GenBank genome assembly. Lineage: Eukaryota; Metazoa; Arthropoda; Insecta; Coleoptera; Chrysomelidae.